GGUUGCUUAAUACCUCCAGGCCUUGGUUUUCCUUUAAAGAGAAAGACGAGGAGGAAGAGGAUGUCACCCCCACCUGUGAAGUUGUGAAGGCUCCAGGCACCACAGUGAGUGUGGGACAAGGGCUCAUUGUUGGUGUGAAUGACACUCUCAGAUGUCAAGAAGAUACUAAAACACAGGACAGCAGAAGCAGGUCAACGCCGUGACAUGCAAGAGUUUGCUCUGAGCCUAUUGGUCCUUCUAGCAGGCCUGCCUACUUUGAAUGCCAAUGACCCUGAAGAUAAAGAUAGCCCUUUCUACUAUGAUUGGCACAGCCUCCGAGUUGGCGGACUCAUCUGUGCAGGGAUUCUCUGUGCCCUGGGGAUUAUAGUCCUUUUGAGUGGCAAAUGCAAAUGCAAGUUCAGCCAGAAACCCAGUCACCGUCCAGGAGAUGGGCCACCUCUCAUCACACCAGGAUCUGCUCACAACUGCUGAAGACAGACCAGUUAAAAGAGCAUAGGUCCUGGCUCUGGAGGUGGGCUUGAACUCCAAGAUGGCUGGUCCCCUCCCUCUCCUGACACUGCCUUGCCCGAGCCUGGUCUCACCCCUCGUGGUAACAGGCUCUUUGUUCAGUUUUUAAUAUAAAAUGAUUUUACAUCAUA
Grammomys surdaster is the source of this 638-nucleotide messenger RNA. It is a transcript of the gene Fxyd3, whose product is annotated as FXYD domain containing ion transport regulator 3. The transcript has 8 exons. Gene Ontology annotation, molecular function: sodium channel regulator activity. Gene Ontology annotation, cellular component: membrane. Gene Ontology annotation, biological process: regulation of sodium ion transmembrane transporter activity. Bases 139 to 471 code for a protein of 110 amino acids. NCBI's taxonomy places the organism in Eukaryota, Metazoa, Chordata, Mammalia, Rodentia, Muridae. The record is from RefSeq and is a predicted model, not a curated record.